CCCCUCAGAAGGCGGAGCGUCACUCCCGUUUGUAAACGAGCUUUCCCUGUGGACCUUGCUGUGUAGGCUAUAAUGACGGAAAGUUAACAUCAACUUGGGAAUUACGAUCAUGUGUGCAUUGCUAACUUUGAGGAGGAUACAUCUAGAAGUAAAGUUGAUAUUCAGAACAGGAAGUAGAAUGCAUUGCCAUCAGUCAUAGCGGUCACAAGUUUACUUCAAUUUGAAGUGGAAAUCAUAAACAUCCUUUGGCUCUGUUAUCCAGGCGACUACGGUGUGCCCCAGGUAACUGUGGGUGAUCUUCUGUGACUGUAGUGAUGGCGCCCCGUAUGGAUGAUGUCAUGCGCCUGUGCAGUGACCUGUCUGCCAACCGCCAGAUCAAGGUGGCAGUGAAGAGCUCUGCCAAGGGAGCAGUGGUGGCCGGAGGAACUGCAUUCCUUGGAGGUCUCGUUGGUGGGCCCCCAGGGAUUGCUGUGGGUGGUGCAGUGGGGGGCAUGCUGGGAUGCUGGCUGACCAGCGGUCAAUUCCGACCCCUCCCUGAGAUCCUGAACGAGCUGCCCCCCCCUCAGAAGCAGAAGCUUUACACCGACAUCAUGGCUGUCCUCGGCUCGCUCGACUGGACAGACGUAGCACAGCUCGUUGCCUUGGUGAUGGGGAAUGCCACGCUCCAACAGCAGGUGACGGCUGCACUGCUUAGCUACGUUACCAAGGAACUGCGGGGGGAGGUGCGCUAUGGAGACUGACGCCUGUUGGAUGAGCCAAAAUACAACUUCCAGAAAAGACAUACAAUGUCUGUAUGAAGGGACAGAACUGACAUUCUUUUGUGUUUUAGUGGUGGUGGGGGGAAACAGGGUUGCUAUGAGAUGAGCAGGGACUUUAAACAGUUACACAACCGUAUGGUUCCAUCUUGCAAUGAGUAAACAGGAACUUUUCCUACGUACUAUUUCUUGUAGAGAGUUAUAGUAAUCAUGCUUCUGCUUCACUAUACUUGACCAUAUAUGUAAUAAAGAGACUUGGACAAGUUUCAGUGGUACCGAAGCGGCCUUCUAUCCAAGUGAUGUGUCAACUUACACAAUUCCUUCCAAUUGAAACUUCCAACACAGAGCUUUCUUCAACACUUACAGUUUUUUACAGUCGCUAGGACACAUUUCUCAAUACUUUCACCUUUCACCUUUUCAAAACUCUUCACACAGUUCUCCUAACCAACUUUCAGCUCGGCACAGUAGUUAAUUUCACAUUCAAAAUGCACUAAAACUACCAAAUCACUUCGUACAUGUCUGAAGUUAUUGUUUUGAACUGAAGUGUAACAGUUUUGAAAACAGUAUGUUAGCAUGUGCAAAUUGGCCUGUAGGUACAUAGAGUUUUGGCAGUUGUUGUGUCGAAGUGAGAAAAGAAUGAAUGUAAUUUGAAAGAUGUAGUCAUUGAAUGCAUUUUGUGCCAAAAAAUGAUAAAUGAUCCACAGUUUAGCCCACAUAUACUUCUGUUGUGCUCACUGUGUGAAUAGUUUUGAAAACGUGACUUAAGUAUUGAGAAAUGUGUCCUAGCGACUGUAAAAAACUGUAAUAAAGUGUUGAAGAAAGGUUACCACAGAAUGUAGAAGCGGGCAUUUUAUUAAAUGAAUCAAUCUGAAGAUUUAUUAAAGAGAUAAUUGCAGACAGUGUGUGAUUUAGUGUCUUGCAUGCACUGCAUGUGUAUGAACAAAUCACUAUUGAUAUUGUAGAACUCAUGCAGUGAAUGUGUGGGGGGAAAAAACUUGCAAACUUGAUACCAGCAUUUGUUAAGCCCUUUGUAUAAUCAUGAUACAAGUUGAUGAAAUAAAGUUUACAGGUGUCAAUUAUGAAA
Messenger RNA from Osmerus eperlanus (European smelt), 1839 nucleotides. Its product is annotated as protein C19orf12 homolog. Bases 315 to 740 code for a protein of 141 amino acids. The transcript has 4 exons. The record is from RefSeq and is a predicted model, not a curated record. NCBI's taxonomy places the organism in Eukaryota, Metazoa, Chordata, Actinopteri, Osmeriformes, Osmeridae.